Messenger RNA from Musa acuminata subsp. malaccensis (wild Malaysian banana), 972 nucleotides. The record is from RefSeq and is a predicted model, not a curated record. NCBI's taxonomy places the organism in Eukaryota, Viridiplantae, Streptophyta, Magnoliopsida, Zingiberales, Musaceae.
AUGGGGUCCUCCGCUAGCCACGUUGCCGCCCCGCCCCCGCUUGCUCCUCCCGCCGUCGGCCUGGCGGUGGCCCUCCCACCGAAGCAGGAUGAGAGGACCGAGCCCCAGAAGGUCGACUGGUUGAAUCUCCCCUGUCCCAUUCCGUUGAUGUCCUUGAAACCGGAGCUUUUUGAGGGAUUGAGGUUUGAUUUUACAAAAGGGAUAAAUCAGAAAUUUUCACUCAGCCACAGCGUUUUCAUGGGCUCUAUGGAAAUGGAAGUUCCAUCACAGUCUUCUGACACAAUCAAAGUUCCUACUGCACAUUACGAAUUUGGCGCCAACUUUCUCGAUCCAAAGUUGAUACUUGUUGGAAGAGUAAUGACUGAUGGAAGACUAAAUGCACGAGUAAAAUGUGAUCUGAUCGAUAACCUCACUUUGAAGAUAAAUGCUCAGCUCACAAAUGAACCACAUUUCUCACAGGGAAUGUUUAGCUUUGAUUACAAGGGAAAGGAUUUCAGGACUCAGUUUCAAAUAGGGAAUAAUGCCUUCUAUGGUGCCAAUUGUAUCCAGAGUGUUUCACCAUAUCUAUCCUUGGGUGGCGAAAUCUUUUGGCUUGGUCAUCAGAGGAAGUCUGUUAUUGGUUUUACUGCUCGGUACAAUACAGAUAAUAUGAUUGCAACAGGGCAAGUUGCAAGCACUGGAAUUGUUGCACUUAGCUAUGUUCAGAAAGUAUUUGAGAAGGUCUCUCUUGCAUCUGAUUUCAUGUACAAUCGCUUGACACAAGAUGUCACCUCAAGUUUUGGUUAUGAUUACAUUCUUCGACAAUGUCGCUCGAGGGGAAAACUAGAUUCCAAUGGUGUUAUCGCUGCCUUUUUGGAGGAGCGACUUAAUAUGGGUGUUAAUUUCAUUCUUUCCGCAGAGGUUGAUCACCAAAAGAAAGGAUUACAAAUUUGGGUUUGGUAUGACUGUGGGAGAGCGAAGUUUCUCGUGUAA